Messenger RNA from Toxotes jaculatrix (banded archerfish), 2847 nucleotides. RefSeq lists its product as uncharacterized. Lineage: Eukaryota; Metazoa; Chordata; Actinopteri; Toxotidae. Bases 520 to 1173 code for a protein of 217 amino acids. The transcript is spliced from 6 exons. The record is from RefSeq and is a predicted model, not a curated record.
UUAAAACCAAAAGCUGAAGUGAUACUAGCUUGGUAGCCUUUCACGAGACCAAUUUUCAACCUAAAAGUCUCCCUAAACAAUUCACAUCUCCACGAAAAAAGUCGUCACUUUUAUUUUGAAGGCCACCUUGUUGCACAGGAAGUGUUAUUUUGGCAGGGUUUACCUGGAUUACCUGGGUAAACUCGUUUUCUUUUUGUUGUUUUUUUGGGGUCGAGAUAGGGACGUCAUCAUCUUACAAUGCGGAUUCGUCCAGUCCGGUUAGGAGGAGGUUUCACCCACAUAAACACCUGUGUCAGAAUCUGUGCACGCACUUCCUGCUGGGAAUGAUCUAUCGGUUUUAGUGCAAGAAAAAGACCAAGAAGGGCUGUCUUAACUGUGUUCGGAAGCCUGUUUGAGACGGAGGAGGCUCGACAGGAGAAAUCUCUGAAUUUUGUAAAGAAUGACAAGGAGUCCUGAAUACUUGGAGCAGAGCAUGCAGACAGGCUUACCAAGGCUGCAGAUCCCUGAACUGAUGCUGAGAUGGAGGACGCGUACAAUGAACUAUACCAGCAGUUUCUCCGCCUGAGGUCACUUUGCAUGAGACAGGCUGCUCUGUUGCAUCAACUCACAGCAGCCCUGCAGAAACAACAAGGUGCCACUGUUCCUAAUGGAGAUUUGAGUGAAAUGAUGUCCAUCCCUGUCCAGUGUAGCCAAGAAAUCCCUGAAUAUUUCCAUGAAAAGCCUCAACCGUUAACAGUCGCAGCACACCGCCCUGAAGCACAGUGUGGUGUCUCCACACACCUGUCCAGAAAUGAUGGGACUUUCUCUGAUCUCCUCACUGAAGAUAUGUCCAAGCUCUGCAUGGAUUUGCCUCUUCAGAGAAAGGAGGAUGGGAAGUUGGAGCAGAAGGCCGCAUCCCCGCUAACGCUGGACCCCUUGAGAUGGCAAGGAGCGUUUUCCACUGACUCCAAAAAUCCGGAUCAUCCUUGCAGUGACAGGACUCCAUACACAUUGAGGAUGCCUGCAUCAGACAGCCCCACCCUGCUGGCUGACUUUCUGAGCCCGUCUGGUGGGUUGCUGAUGUCAGACGUGGCGCUGCAGUCUCACGUUUGCGACUUCUGCCAGGCGGUUUUCCCUGGAGACACAACCACCAGAGGAGAGUUCCUACGACAUCUCCAUACCCAUAUUACCUAGACGGAGCUGAUCCUGAUUCUCCUUCCAGCAUUUGAGUUAUGUGUUCAUAUGAUAUGCUGUGGUGGAGCAGGUAAAACUGAUCUCUGGAAACAACACUGAAAUGGAUCUGGUCUUAAUAUGUUUAGUUGUGCAGAUGCUGAUGCUGGAAUCAUUUCUGAGACGUAAAUUGAAGGGUGGAAAUAGACGUCCUGUGCUUCCACUGUAUGCACUAGUAUGGAAACAUAGCAUUAUUAAAGGCUUAGUUCACACAAAUUUACAAAAUUCUCUCACAUCUUCAGAACUAGUAUUUAGCCAGUAUCUAGUAUUUAGUUUUAUUUUUCCAGGUUUUGACUGGAAUACGAAUUGAAUUUUGUUGGUGUUACUCACAAAAUUGAAAUACUACAAUAAAUCUGACAUAAUCUGACAAUAUCUCAUUUUUUUGAAUAAGUGGUUACUCUGUUAAUCUGGACACCCUACAGACUUUGCUGUGCACCAUUUCUGAGACUACUUCUUCUGUAUGAAUUAAUUUCAAGCUAAGCCAAUUCAGACCUUACACCAAAGCUGUAUGACUAGAUACCAGUAGAAUUUUUUUAAAGCUACUUCAUUUAGUAAAGGUGGCUCACAGAAUGAAAGCCUAUGAUAGCAUUAAUUAUUUUCCAUGCAGUCCUUGCUCUAUUAUAAUUUCAAUUUGCAACAACUAUGCAUCUCCUGAGAUCUUAAUAAAUCAUAAUCCAUCCUUCAUUCAAAGGCAUUGUGCAAAUCCUCUGCAGUGUUUAUUUGUGCUGUUGAUUAAUUAAUAAGAGGGAAUAAUGGAAUAAUGCCAGUUAUGAACGGUGAGAUAAUUUCUUUUAUUUUUAUUUCGUUUAUUAUCAUAAGUAACUUCUUGAAAGAAUUUUCUUCAUCCUGUCUCAUUUUGUUGGUGUUGCAUCCUGUUAUAAAAUGUUUGAUAUGAGUUCAGUUGUAACCAAACAGUGGAUAUUGCACCUUUAUUUAUUUACUUUAUUUACUGUAACUUUUUUUUUUAAAUUCAGAUUUGAAUCAAUAUUUUAAUUCUUAGUGGUGAUUUUGUUUGUGGGGGUUUGGCUGAUCUCUGUCUUUUCACUAUGAAUAAUUACUUAUCCCAUCUGCUUUAAUUAUGGCAGCCUUUGAAUGAUCUUUUCAAACUCAGAUUAAAUACAAACGUUAAUUAAUUUAAUCAGAAUCACUGUAUUGAGAGAAACUUGUCUUUAUCUGCUUUUUAAAUUUUGCUUGAACAAAAGACUUUGCAGACACUCGUAGCUUUGUUAAACAUCCAAAUAAACAUUGCCUACAUUUGUAUUCUUAUUGUGUAUAUAAUGCAGAGUCUGCAAAAUAUUUCAAUAAUUGUAUUUUUUUUAUGCAGAUAAUUAGACUUCCUAAUUCCAUGGUCAAUAUAUUGCUUUUUAAAUGUUGGCAGUCGAUCACUGAACCAAUCAGCUGUCUGCACAGCUCUCUGGUAAUGAAGACAGAGCCUGGUCUAAGAAUAGACUUGAAAGAUUUAACUCCCUAAUUAGUGGUGCUGACAGAUGAUUGAUGAUGGCGCCUUCCUUCAUUUGCUGCCACACUGACUCUUGCUCUCAUAAUCACAGUGGAGAAAACCAACUCGGAUGUAAUUGCUGUUGUAUAAUCACCAAGCUCAAGGCCACUUUUUAUAUAAACGUCACUAUGAACAUCUCA